UGCCGGGCCGUGCCGUGCCGUGCCGUGCCGUGCCGGAGGUGUGCUGGGGCUGUACCAUGCCGGGCCGAGCCUGGGGUGUGCUGAACUGAGCCUGGGGGUGUGCUGAGCUGUGCUAUGCCUUCCAGAGAAUGGCAAGGAAAUUGGUGAAGGGUCUGGAGCUCAAGUCUUAUGAGGAGUGGCUGAGGGAGCUGGGCGUGUUUAAGAGUGUUUAACCUGGAGAAAAGGCUCAGGGGGACCUUAUUGCUGUCUACAACUACCUUUGAAACGAGGUUGUAGCUAGGUGAGAGUGGGCUGCUUCUCCCAGGCAACCAGCGACAGGACGAGAGGAUAUAGUCUGAAGCUGUGCCAGGGGAGGUUCAGACUCACAGCAAAAUGGCCACCAUUCCCCUUGGCUUCAACAUCGACUCCCCACGCUGGGACCAGAGCACGUUCGUGGGGCGCCUGAAGCAUUUCCUCAACAUCACCGACCCUCGGACAGUGCUGGUGCCGGAGGAGGAGCUGGACCGGGCCAAGGCCCUGGUGGAGGGCUGCAGGGCCGGGGUGGUGCCGCCAGGAAGCAGCCAGGAGCAGCUGCUCUAUGCCAAGAAGCUGUACGACUCAGCCUUCCACCCUGACAGCGGUGAGAAGAUGAACUUCAUUGGGAGGAUGUCCUUCCAGGUGCCGGGGGGCAUGGCCAUCACUGGCUGCAUGCUCCAGUUCUAUCGGACGGUGCCUGCCGUGGUUUUCUGGCAGUGGGUGAACCAGUCAUUUAAUGCCUUUGUCAACUACACCAACCGCAACGCUGCCUCCCCCAUCUCUCUGAGGCAAAUCGGGGUGGCUUAUGUCACAGCCACCGGUGCAGCCCUGGCCACUGCAGUGGGACUCAACCUCUACACCAAGCGAGCUCCCCCCUUGCUGGCCCGCUGGGUCCCCUUUGCAGCUGUGGCUGCUGCCAACUGUGUCAAUAUCCCCAUGAUGCGGCAACAGGAGAUCAUCAACGGGAUCACAGUGACAGAUGAGAACAACAAUGAGCUUGGCCGCUCCAGGAGGGCGGCAGUGAAGGGCAUCGCACAGGUUGUGCUCUCCAGGAUCACCAUGGCAGCACCGGGCAUGAUUAUUUUGCCCAUUGUCAUGGAGCGACUGGAGAAAUUCACCUUCAUGCAGCGGAUCCGGGUUCUCCAUGGGCCUCUGCAGGUGCUGCUCUGUGGGGGCUUCCUCCUCUUCAUGGUGCCAGCAGCCUGUGCCCUCUUCCCACAGCAAUGCUCUCUUGCACUGGCUGACCUUGAGCUGGAGCUGCGUGACAGCAUUGUGGCCAAGCACGGGGACAAAGUACCAUAUGUCUAUUUUAACAAAGGACUGUGAAUGGAGACUACCUCAGGAGCCAUCGCACCCCUCUGGCCUCCUGCCACCACCAAUCCCAUGUCCCCUGAGCAGGGUCAGAGGCACAGUCCAGCCCAGGACAGUCCAGCCCAGAUCUGCUCCCCCACCCAACACCUUCUCUGCAGCCUUCUUCCACUGUAGAAGCAGGAUCUGACUCUCCAUGUCCAGCUUGCAGCACUUCGGCUUGUCCUGAGCCACCCCCAUCUGCUGCUGGCCACGUCCCAGCCUUCCCAUGUCCCUCUUGCCCUGAGGGAUGCCUGCACUUCCUGUGCCUUCCUUUGACCCUGCACACGAGGAUCUGCCCAGCCUGUCUGGGCCUCAUUGGUUUGGCCCCAUGAGGCAUGAGGCUCUCUCCCUUGGGGCUCAGAGCACAGUUCUACCUCCAAAAGCAGGUAUCCUGCCAUGGUACCAGCAACCAAACCACAUUCCUGCCUUUAAUCACCACAGUAGCCUCUUCCCAAGAGCUAGAUCAUGUCUUGGCAGGUGUGAAGGGACCUGUUCUGUCUGUACCGUGAGAGUGACCAUCCCAAAGUCCAGAGGCCAAUGCUUGGACUGUGCCUUCCUUGCUCUCAGGUUCAGGUUCUAUUCACUCUGUGAUUGCCACAACCCAGGAAGAAAUAGCUAAUUGUUUUAAGCUCUAAUUUUUUCAUUCCUCUGAGCACAAGAGGUAGCUGUCACCCUUGUCCUACAUCUCUGGUCCCCACCUAGAACCAUGAAACUGCGGCUUUACAGGACAAUUGUCUCUGUGCCCCUUUUGAUGUGGGGAAGACACAGAAAUCACGGAACUGUUAGGGUUGGAAGGACCUCUGGAGGUCAUCUAUUCCAGACCCCCUGCCAAGGCAGGGUCACUAGAGCAGGUUACACAGGAAUGUAUCCAGGUGAAUUUUGAGUAUCUCCAGAGAGGGAGACUCCACAACCUGCCUGGGCAGCCUGUUGCAGUGCUUUGCCACCCUCAGUGUA
Molecule: messenger RNA, 2319 nt
Organism: Corvus hawaiiensis (hawaiian crow)
Lineage: Eukaryota; Metazoa; Chordata; Aves; Passeriformes; Corvidae
Gene: SFXN2
Product: sideroflexin 2
Exons: 12
Coding region: 373-1341 (322 amino acids)
Biological process (GO): serine import into mitochondrion; monoatomic ion transport
Cellular component (GO): mitochondrial inner membrane
Molecular function (GO): monoatomic ion transmembrane transporter activity
Source: RefSeq, a predicted model, not a curated record